UGCGAGAUAAGCUUGACUUCUGUUCUUCCUCCAGAUGUUAUGAAAUAAUAUCUGAGUGCGGAGCUGCAGGUGAAGCUGACAUCGUGAGGCUCAGACGACAGACAGACAGAUCAUCAUUUCAUGAGCUUCUCUGAGUUGUCUCCAUCAUGGAGGCGACGGGGAAAUAUGACUUCGCCGGCACAGCGGCGGACGAGCUGAGCUUCAGGAAGGGAGAUAUAAUCAAGAUUUUAGGCACCAAUGACGACUGGUUCAAAGCAGAAGUAAACGGCAUGGAAGGGUUCGUUCCACGGAAUUACAUCAACAUCAAUUUCCCAAGCUGGUAUCAGGAGAACACCAGCCGGUGAUCUUGAAUGCUGAUGUGAAUAUAGACGUGUUAUUCAUGUGUGUGUGUUUGCGCCGUCAGACAUGAGAACGACGUGCAGCACUUUAAAGUGAUGAGAGACCGGCACGGUCAGUAUUACCUGUGGAGCGAGACCUUCAGCUCCCUCAACAGACUGGUGGAGUUCUACACACACAACUCCAUCUCCAAACAGAGCUGCGUCUACCUGCUCACAGAGCAGCGGAAUACCUCUGAUUUCCUGCACAGGAAGUCUGCUGAACCGCCGCCCAUCUCUCAGGAGAGACACAAUUACAGAACACCAGCUCCAGCCUAUCCUCGCCCACCCGAACCCUCACCUCCACCACCACCACCACAGGCGUCUGCGCUGCAGGUUCGGGCCAUGUAUGACUUCACUGCGGAGGACGCAGAUGAGCUGAACUUUCACGCUGGAGAUAUUAUCGAGGUUUUAGAUCAGUCCGAUCGUUUCUGGUGGAAAGGUGUUCUACGCGGGAGAAACGGACUCUUCCCCGUCAACUACACCAAUCCUGUUUGAGGAUCCGUGACACAGACGUUUGGCUUAAAAUCCGUUUCACCUUCUGCUCUGUUGCAUAAUCAUGAUAUAUGCGUAAAUAUUACAUUAACAGCUCUGAAUUUAAGAAACACAUUUUCACCUUAUCAUGUGUACAGAACAUACGUGCACACACACACAUAUGCGCACACACAAACACACACACACACACAGACACACACACACACUCUC
Molecule: messenger RNA, 1079 nt
Organism: Sinocyclocheilus rhinocerous
Lineage: Eukaryota; Metazoa; Chordata; Actinopteri; Cypriniformes; Cyprinidae
Product: GRB2-related adapter protein 2-like
Exons: 7
Molecular function (GO): protein binding
Source: RefSeq, a predicted model, not a curated record